Cydia splendana is the source of this 1180-nucleotide messenger RNA. RefSeq names its product short coiled-coil protein homolog. The transcript has 2 exons. Gene Ontology annotation, cellular component: trans-Golgi network. Bases 26 to 433 code for a protein of 135 amino acids. Lineage: Eukaryota; Metazoa; Arthropoda; Insecta; Lepidoptera; Tortricidae. The record is from RefSeq and is a predicted model, not a curated record.
UUUUGCCAGGCUAAGAUUUUGAAAAAUGUCGUCAAUAGUGCAAAAGUGUAACGACGACAACAUUCCAUUAGCUGACGAUGAUCCGCAAGUGAUUAUUACAGACGACGUAGAGAACAAUCAUUUAGAUCAUGGUCGUUCAAUGGACUCAUUGCCUAGUUCGUACACUGGCGGUUCUUCUAGCCCUGGCCUGAAUGGGCCGCAGAGCUUUGAACCCGACUCGGGAUUAGAUGAGCAGGAAGAGAAGGCGCGGUUGAUAUCGCAGGUGUUGGAGCUACAGAACACUUUAGAUGAUCUGUCGCAGAGAGUGGACUCGGUGAAGGAAGAAAAUUUGAAGCUGCGUUCGGAAAACCAAGUGUUGGGGCAGUAUAUUGAAAAUCUCAUGUCAGCAUCAUCAGUAUUCCAAUCCACUACCCCUAAUGUUCAUAAGAAGUAAAUCAGGGAGCUUGAAAUCUAUAUGCACUUAAAAUAGUGCAUUCUUAUUAUUGGUUGCACUUUAAAAUUAAGCACCAAUAAAAAUUUAAUCCAUAUUGUUUUAAGUAUUAAAUAUAAAUAAUGUUUCAUUCAUACAAAGUUUGUAUGGCUUGUAUCAUCUUCUCAGCAUACAUGUAAAAACCAUGUCGGCUGACAGAUUAGAAAAGUAAUGCAUUUCUUUUCUUGUCUCAAAUGUUGUAAUCUUUAGCACUUGCUUUGCUGACGCAAUUAGACAAGCAAAUCUGACGAAACAAAUCUGAUGAAGCAAAUCUGACAAUACAAACACAGUUUAUUGGAAGGAAUAUACUCAUAUGUAAAAAAUGAAGUUUACAUGACUUAGUCUAUGUUUUGUUAACAGUGCACUAUUGAAAUGAAAAAGCAAAACAAUCUAUCUCAUAUUGAAAAGUAUUGUUUAAAUUAACUAAAUUCUUGAACCUGUUAAUUAUCAACUGGUUUAAUAAGGUAAUAUUCAAAUACGAGAAAAUGAAAAAUAUAUAUAUUUCAUUUCUGUAAGCUGUGAUGCUUAGCUACAGCAUGCAUUAAAAUUUUAUGUGUUUUAAGGUCGAGUUAUUAGAUUUUUUAAUAUGUAAUUGUAAGGUCUGACAUGGGCUUGACUGAUGCCUUUUGUUGAUGUAACUGCUAAAUAAAGGCUAUUGCCAAUAUAAAAGCUAAAUGAAGCUAUGUACAGUCUGACAAAAGUCGAAAUUAA